GCUUCGCUCCUUCCUGUUGCUGCCAUUCUCUUGGCGGAGGCAUCUGGGGUUCCAGGCGGGCGGCAGCUGCUGGCCAACCGCCUGGCUCGCGGGAUGGACUGGCCCCACAACCUGCUGUUCCUUCUGACCGUCUCCAUCUUCCUGGGGCUGGGCCAGCCCAGGAACCCCAAAGGCAAGAGGAAGGGGCCAGGGCGGCCUGGAACGCUGGCUUCUGGGCCUCACCAGGUGCCGCUGGACCUGGUGUCACAGGCGAAGCCGUACGCCCGCAUGGAGGAAUACGAGAGGAACCUCGGGGAGAUGGUAGCCCAGCUGAGGAACAGCUCUGAGCCGGCCAGGAGGAAGUGUGAGGUCAACCUGCAGCUGUGGCUGUCCAACAAGAGGAGUCUGUCGCCCUGGGGCUACAGCAUCAACCACGACCCGAGCCGCAUCCCCGCGGACCUACCGGAGGCGCGGUGCCUGUGUCUGGGCUGCGUGAACCCCUUCACCAUGCAGGAGGACCGCAGCAUGGUGAGCGUGCCUGUGUUCAGCCAGGUGCCCGUGCGCCGCCGCCUCUGCCCGCUGCCACCACGCACGGGGCCCUGCCGCCAGCGUGCGGUCAUGGAGACCAUUGCGGUGGGCUGCACCUGCAUCUUCUGAAUCAGAGCCUGCGUGGGGGGGGGGGGGGGGGCGGGGCGCGGAGACCACCCUCCCUGCGCCCCCGCGCCAAGCCAGGCCAAUGAAAAGUAAACGCUGUCUUUUGUAAAGCGAGACUUUGGGUUCGCUCCUUGGGGCUCAGAAGCUGAAACCAGGGUGGGGGGUGGGAGGCUGUUGGGAUGUAGAUUUCAGAUCAAUAAA
Molecule: messenger RNA, 834 nt
Organism: Prionailurus viverrinus (fishing cat)
Lineage: Eukaryota; Metazoa; Chordata; Mammalia; Carnivora; Felidae
Gene: IL17B
Product: interleukin 17B
Exons: 3
Coding region: 94-636 (180 amino acids)
Biological process (GO): inflammatory response
Cellular component (GO): extracellular region
Molecular function (GO): cytokine activity
Source: RefSeq, a predicted model, not a curated record